Molecule: messenger RNA, 5100 nt
Organism: Onychostruthus taczanowskii (white-rumped snowfinch)
Lineage: Eukaryota; Metazoa; Chordata; Aves; Passeriformes; Passeridae
Gene: NID2
Product: nidogen 2
Exons: 23
Coding region: 98-4351 (1417 amino acids)
Biological process (GO): cell-matrix adhesion
Cellular component (GO): basement membrane
Molecular function (GO): calcium ion binding
Source: RefSeq, a predicted model, not a curated record
GCGGGGCCGGGGUCUCCCCGUCCGGCUCGGCUCAGCUCGGCUCUGCUCGGCUCCGCUCCGCUCGGCACCGUCGGGGGCUCCCGUGGCCGCUGUGGGGAUGCGGGCGGUGGCGGCGCUGCUGGCGGCCGUGCUGGCGCUGGGGGCAGCCCUGCCCCGCCCGGGGCUGCUCCCGCACGGCCCGGCCCGCGGCGAUGCCCGGCUCCGGCCCGGGGACGACGAGAGCUCUCCGGGGCUGCUGCUCCGCCGCGUCCUGCGCCUCUACGGCCGCGCCGCCCGCCGCCUCUUCGUGGGGACCAACGGGGUCAUCUCCACCCAGGAUUUCCCCAGGGAGACCCAGUACGUGGAUGACGAUUUCCCCACAGACUUCCCCGUCAUCGCCCCUUUCCUGGCCGACCUGGACACCUCCGGGGACAGAGGGAACAUCUACUACCGGCAGGAUGACUCCAGGGACGUGCUGGAGCAGGCUGUGCGAUACAUCCAGGCCGGCUUUCCCCGCUCUGCUGGCGCCUUCGUGCCCACCAAUGCCUUCAUUGCCACCUGGGAGGAGGUGGGCGCCUACCAGGAGCUCUCCCAGGACACCGAGCCCUCCACGAAGCUCAACACCUUCCAGGCAGUCAUAGCCUACAACGAUGAGGACACCUACACCAUCUUCCUCUACCCUGAGGGUGGUCUCCAGUUCCUGGGGACGCGACCCAAGGAGUCCUACAACGUCCAGCUGGAGCUGCCAGCCAGGGUGGGCUUCAGCUGGGGGGACAGCGAUGACCCCAAGAGGGACGGGCUCUUCCACAGCCUGGCCAGCAGCGAGCAGGCUCUGAGGAGCCUGGAGAGGGAGAGCAAUACGGGAAUCCCUGGCGUCUGGGUUUUCCACGUGGGCAGCACGGAGCACGUGGAGCCAGGGGGUGGCGAGGGAGCUGCUCCUGCUGUGCCUCAGAGCCCCCCUGAGCACCCCAACCCUGGCACUGCCGGCUACCCCCACCCUCUCUCCAGACACACAGCCAUGGCCCAGCGUCCCAGCCACGGGUCCCACGGCCCGGUGCUCCUGGGCUUUGUCCCCGGGAGGAGGGACACGCAGGAGCGGAGCCACUGGCUGCAGCCCAGAGGGGACGGUGGCACCGGGCAGAGCUUCUCUGCCAACCCCUCCUCCUACAGCUCGGGCCAGCACGGCGUGGGCGUGGAGGAGGACGUGCAUUUCAACCCCGACGUGUUCACCUACAGCGCCGCCAGCAAGGAGACGUGUGCCCAGCACCACGGGCGCUGCUCCCCUCACGCCUUCUGCACCGACUACGCCGCCGGCUUCUGCUGCCACUGCCGGGCCACGUUCUACGGGAACGGGCGGCAGUGCCUGCCCGAAGGCGCCGUGCAUCGCCUCAACGGGAAGGUGAGCGGGAGCCUGAGGGUGGGACGGGCGUCCGUCCGCUUCCAGGACGUGGACCUGCACGCCUACAUCGUGGGCAGCGACGGCAGAGCCUACACGGCCAUCAGCGGCGUGCCCCAGCCCGCUGCCCGCGCCCUGCUGCCCCUGCUGCCCGUCGGGGGGCUCUUCGCGUGGCUCUUCGCCCUGGAGGAGCCUGGCUCGGAGAACGGCUUCAGCAUCACGGGCGCUGAAUUCACCCAGAGCCUGGAGGUGACGUUUUACCCCGGUGGGGAGACGGUCCAGGUCACUCAGACAGCCGAGGGCCUGGGGCCGGACAAUUAUUUAAGCCUCAGGACACACAUCCAGGGUGAGGUGCCAUUCCUGCCGGAGAAUGUCACCGUGCACAUCACUCCCUACAAGGAACUCUACUCCUACUCCAGCUCAGCCGUGACAUCCUCAGGCCAGCGGGAAUACGUGGUGGCCGCGGGCACCGCCAACCAGACCUUGUCCUACCGCCUGCGCCAGAACGUCACCUUCUCGGGGUGCCCGCACUCGCGGCUGCCGGCGCGGCAGCAGCUCUCGGUGGCGCGCGCCUUCGCCCUCUUCGACAGCCACGAGCACGUCCUGCGCUACGCCCUGGCCGCCCGCAUCGGCCCGGCACGAGACGACGCCGAGAAUCCCGGGGUGAGCCCGUGCCACGAUGGCUCCCACACGUGCGAGGCACCGGCGCGCUGCCAGCCCGGCGUGGGCACAGAGUACACGUGCGAGUGUGCAGCCGGGUACCGCGGAGAUGGACAGGGCUGCCGAGAUGUGGACGAAUGUGCCGAGGGCCUGAGCCAGUGCGGGCCCUUCUCCGUGUGCCUGAACGUGCCGGGCAGUUACCGCUGCGAGUGCCGCGACGGGUACCAGCCGGCGGGGGACGGGCAGGCGUGUGUGCCGCUGGCACCGCCGAGUGACCCCUGCGAGGACGGGCGGCACCCCUGCGCUCCGGCGGACCGGGCGCGGUGCCUGUCCCGCGGUGACGGCCGCGCCACCUGCGAGUGCCUCCCCGGCUACACCGGCGACGGCAUCCACUGCUCCGACGUGGAUGAGUGUGCCGAAAGCCCGUGUCACCCGGCCGCCAUCUGCUACAACACCCCGGGCUCCUUCUCCUGCCGCUGCCGGCCCGGCUAUGCGGGCGACGGCUCCCAGUGCACGUACGCGGCGGAAGGGAACCCGCAGCGCCUCACGCCCUGCCAGCACGAGCGGAUGUACCCGCGGGAGGUGCCACCCCUGGGUGACGGCCACGUGCCCCAGUGCGACGAGCAGGGCCGGUACCGGCCCCUGCAGUGCCACGGCAGCUCCGGGCACUGCUGGUGCGUGGACGCCGCCGGGCAGGAGAUCGCUGGCACCCGGACGGCACCGGGCACCACCCCGCCACGCUGUGGGAGCCCAGGGAACCCGCAGCGCCUCACGCCCUGCCAGCACGAGCGGAUGUACCCGCGGGAGGUGCCACCCCUGGGUGACGGCCACGUGCCCCAGUGCGACGAGCAGGGCCGGUACCGGCCCCUGCAGUGCCACGGCAGCUCCGGGCACUGCUGGUGCGUGGACGCCGCCGGGCAGGAGAUCGCCGGCACCCGGACGGCACCGGGCACCACCCCGCCACGCUGUGGGAGCCCAGAGUCCAUCCAGCAGCUGACGCCCUGCGAGCACGCGCGGAUGUACCCUCGGGAGGUGCCACCAGGGCCGUCACCCGUGGGCGAUGGCCACGUGCCCCAGUGCGACGAGCAGGGCCGGUACCGGCCCCUGCAGUGCCACGGCAGCUCCGGGCACUGCUGGUGCGUGGACGCCGCCGGGCAGGAGAUCGCCGGCACCCGGACGGCACCGGGCACCACCCCGCCACGCUGCGGGAGCCCAGAGCCCACGGAGAGGCCCCCCAGCAUGUGCGAGCGCUGGCGGCAGAGUUUGCUGGAGCACUACGGGGGCAGCCCCCGCGGGGACCAGUACGUGCCACAGUGUGACCCCAGCGGGGACUUCACCCCGCUGCAGUGCCACGGGGACAGCGGCUACUGCUGGUGCGUGGAGCAGAGCGGCAGGGAGAUCCCGGGGACGCGCUCCGAGCCCGGCACCACCCCGCCCUGUCUGCCCAGUGUCGCCCCGCCCAGCGUCCGACCUGAGCCCCGGCCCGACGUGUCCCCACCGGGCGCGGGGACAUUCCUGCUGUACGCCCAGGGCCAGCAGAUCGGCUACCUGCCGCUGAACGGCACCCGGCUGCAGAAGGAGGCGGCCAAGACCCUGCUCUCCCUGCAUGGCUCCAUCGUGGUGGGGAUUGACUACGACUGCCGGGAGAGGAUGAUCUACUGGACUGACGUGGCUGGCCGGACCAUCAGCCGGGCGGGCCUGGAGCCAGGCUCCGAGCCAGAGACCAUCAUCAGCUCAGGCCUGAUCAGCCCCGAGGGCCUGGCCGUGGAUCACCUGCGCCGGGCCAUGUUCUGGACGGACAGCGGCCUGGACAGGAUCGAGCGGGCCCGGCUGGACGGCUCCGAGCGCCGCGUGCUCUUCGACACCGAGCUCGUCAACCCCCGCGCCAUCGCCGUGGACCCCGUGCGAGGCAACCUUUACUGGACGGACUGGAAUCGCGAAGCUCCCAAAAUCGAAACUUCCACUGUCAAUGGAGCCAACAGGAGGGUUCUGGUGCACACAGACAUUGGUUUGCCCAAUGGCCUGACUUUUGACCCCUUCUCCAAGCUGCUGUGCUGGGCAGACGCAGGCACCAAGCACCUGGAAUGCACAUUCCCGGACGGCACCGGCCGGCGCGUCAUCCAGAGCAACCUCAACUACCCCUUCAGCAUCAUCAGCUACGCCAACCACUUCUACCACACGGACUGGAGACGGGAUGGGGUGAUAGCUGUAAAUAAAGAAACAGGCUCCUUCACUGAUGAGUAUCUUCCAGAGCAGCGAUCCCACCUCUACGGAAUCACAGCAGUUUAUCCCUACUGCCCUGGAGCCAGGAAAUAGUAACUCCAUUUUCAAGGGAACAAGGAUCUUUGCACCCAGAGGAAUUUCAGACCCAGAGAACUGUCACUGCAAACAAGGGGGAAGAAGUCCCUCACCAAGGCCAAUGAAGUGCCCUGCUUUCCUGCAAAAGAUUUUCAAGUAUUUUUUAUAGUUAUACCUCAAGACUUUACUACUGUAUUUUUUUACCAAGUGGAAAAUGUUGAGAUAUCACCAAAAAAAAAAAAAAACACGAUCCUGGGAAGCUCAAGCCAUGACUCGAACUCUCGCUCAUACAAGAUUUAAAAUGUAGCUUUUUUUUUCUACUCCAAUGCUUUAUUUUAUUGGAAGAAGAAUGGAUUAAUUUUUCAUAGUUUUGACAAUCUGACCAAGAGGUCCUUUUAUCCAAAAAUAAGAAAUCAAGUGCCUGUGGGAAGCUGUGGCUGCAGUAAAUUGCUGGGUCUAAUUAACAAACUGCCCUGAAGACAGAGACUGCGUGUGCUCCAAAAUCCUGCAGAACAGGGAUGGGAUGUGGCAAAGGCACUGAAGAUUUUCCAGAGGAUGAUUCUGUGUUUUCACCACUGCCUCCAUGCAUGUCUUUUAGUAUUUAUAUUAGAAGAAUAUGCUAGAAUUGAUCUGUUCAUGCUUGUUGGGUCUUCCAAGUGCCUUCCUAGACCUACCCAGUGCAGACAUGUUCAGAAAUACCAGUUACGUUGUAAUGCUUCACUUUUUCUAGGUUACUUCAAUAAUUGAAUAAAAAAGGUUGGUUUAAA